AUGGACAAGGUACAAAAAAUAUCAUCCGAGAAUGGUGUGGUGAUCUUUAGCAAAACUUCAUGCUGCUUGUCCUAUGCCGUUCAUAUACUAUUUCAAGACCUUGGGGUGCUCCCUCAUGUUCAUGAAAUUGAUCGUGAUCCAGAAGGAAAGGAAAUCGAAAAGGCUCUCUCGAGAAUGGGAUUCAACGGCCCCGUCCCGGCGGUUUUCAUCGCUGGAACACUCGUUGGAUCCACCAAUGAAGUAAUGUCCCUCCACCUAAGUGGUUCCCUGAUUCCACUGCUGCAGCCAUAUCGGACUUCUAAUUAA
This is a messenger RNA of Fraxinus pennsylvanica, 306 nucleotides long. The record is from the annotation of a GenBank genome assembly. Lineage: Eukaryota; Viridiplantae; Streptophyta; Magnoliopsida; Lamiales; Oleaceae.